GUGUAUGUGUGUGUGUGUUCGCUCAUUCGCUUGCUCGCUCGCUCGCUUGUCAGCGUCAUGUGCCCAGCAGGGCAGCCCCAGACUGGUUCCCGGCGGCCGUAUUAAGGUCACACACUCACCGUGCAGCCCCACACAGCCCAGCCCAGUCCGGCCCGGCGCGGCGCGCCGCGGCGCAGCGCAGCGCUGCCCAGCCCGGCUCAGCCCAGCUCAGCCCCGAGCGGCGCAUCGCUGCGCAGCGCCCGGCAGCGCGGCUCAGCCCCUGCGAGGAGCCCCGAUCGCUCCCCUCGGCUCGGCUCCGCUUAGCUCGGCUCCGCUGCGCUCUCCUUCCCUGGCCGGCGCCCCGGCGGUGACUCAGAGAAGUUGCUGGCUUUUGAACAGCCCAGAAUUUAUGGAGACGCCUGUGGGGAGCAGCUUUGAAUACUGCCACGCGCAACAUCGCGCCCGCCGGUGAGGAGGCGCCUGCGCCCAGCUGUCACCAUUCAAGGCUCCUGCGAAUGGCUCCCAACGCCCGGCGUCCGCCCGUGGCUGUCCCUGCUGCCUGAGCCCCCUGCUGCUCCCAAGGACUCCCCGUACCCCGAUGGGGUAACGUGACCCAGGACGCCGUCACUGCCCCGAACUUUUCAGUAUCUACAGAGGCCUUCUCUCCCCAGUCGAGUUCAGUUUUACGUUGCUUCUGUUCCUUGGGUUUUUUUUCUUUUUUCUUUUUCUUUUUUUUUUUUAAACUUGGAUCCCUCUGUUCUUUUGGUUGCCCACCCCAAGAGUGGAAGAGGGAAGGCUGAAGUGGCUCCUUGAGCAUCUUUCUGCUGCUGGACGGACUGGGCUGUGUACAGCUGCAUCCCACUGCCCAGACGGGGGCUCACAGAACAGCAGGAUCUAUGGUCUUUGUCCUUGGGGCCCUCUUCUCCCCAUCCUACCCCAUCUAAGUAUUUGGCUUCAAGUUCUGGAGUCUUGGCCUGGUUGUUACGUGUAUAGGAGGGCUUUUUUGGGGGUGGGGGGAGGGGUGUAUUUUUUUUUUUAAGAGUCAGGCUUUUUGGUGAUUUUUUUUUGCUUUUGUUUUUCUUUUUAACAGACUAGAACCCUUGUGACAACCGUAACACGUUCCCAGAAGCCGAUAACAUUUGCACAACAUUUGUGUUGGUUUUGAGGGGUGUUGCUUUUUAACUCUUCUUUUCCCCCCACCCUCAAAAAGCACAGGGCUCUAUUUUUCUCAUCUGGGUGUUUUAUUUUAUUUUAAUUUUUUUUUUGGUGGAGGUAGGGAUCUGACGGGCGCCCUGGUCCCUUUGUACCUCCCCAUCCCUGAUUGCUCCUCUGGUCUUCCCCCCUCCCUGGCCCCUUUCUUACCUUCCUGCUGCCACAAGAGGCCACACCAUGGCUCGGAUGAACCGGCCAGCCCCUGUUGAGGUCUGCUACAAGAACAUGCGGUUCCUCAUAACUCACAAUCCCACCAAUGCCACCUUGAACACCUUCAUUGAGGAUCUAAAGAAGUACGGGGCCACCACCGUGGUUCGGGUAUGCGAGGUAACCUAUGACAAGACGCCGUUGGAGAAGGAUGGUAUCACUGUCAUGGAUUGGCCUUUUGAUGAUGGAGCUCCCCCUCCUGGCAAGAUCGUGGAAGACUGGCUCAACCUGCUGAAAACCAAAUUUUUUGAAGACCCUGGCAGUUGUGUUGCUGUCCACUGCGUGGCUGGCCUGGGGCGGGCUCCUGUCCUCGUCGCACUGGCCCUGAUUGAGAGUGGGAUGAAGUAUGAAGAUGCCAUCCAGUUCAUUCGACAGAAGCGAAGGGGUGCCAUCAACAGCAAACAACUCACGUACCUGGAAAAGUACCGGCCAAAGCAGAGACUCCGAUUCAAGGACCCACACAACCACAAGAAUAAAUGCUGUAUCAUGUAACCUCGGCAGCCUCUCGCCAAAACACACACACAUACACCUGCCCCUACACAGACUGACUCACUCUCUCUCUCUCUCUCUCUCUCUCUCUCUCUCUCUCUCUCUCUCUCUCUCAUAUACAGAGACACAUACACACACUCACAGCCUGCCCCUCACAUGCAGGCUUGGAUGGUUCGAUGGCUGAAGAUUUGGAUAAAAGGGACACUUGACAGAUUUUUGUUCCUCCCCAAGUGAGGUGUUUUCUCCCCUCCUCUUUUGCUUGGUCUCCUUUUUUUUUCUGUCUCUUCUCUGUUGUCUUUGUUCAUAUCUCUUCUCUCAUCUUUGGCUUCUGACCUCUCCUAUAUCUUCUCUAUAACUCUUCCCUCUCCCUCUCCCCCUCCUCCUCCCCCACCCCCUCUCUUUCUCUCCCCACUCUUCCAAGCUUGUUUUCCUUCUGUCUUCUCUCUCGUCUCUUUGUCCCUCUUUCUCUUUCUCUUCUCAAUGUCCUGAUCUCUGUUUCUCUUUCUGUCUCUUUCUCUCUGUCUUUCUCAGUUCCUGCAUUUGUUUCUCUCUGUCUCUACCUCUCCUUCCUCUGAAACUGUUUCUGCAACCAGGGGCAGGAAGCCCAUCCUGCUUCCAGUGGCCCCAGCCUGUCCCUACCCUCUCUGCCUGAGGGACUCAGCCCAGUCUGGCAGCCUGCUUUUGGGGGUGCGCUUUUGUUUUCUUUUGGUUUGGUUGGUUUUUUUAAGUUCACUUUUCACUCCUCCUCCACUCUCUCCCAUCCAGCCCUCCAUCCUACUCCCACCUCAGCCUUUUGUCAUCAUCACCUUUAAAUUAUUGGACUUUUUGAGGCAAACCAUUGUUCCGGAAACCGAAAUGCAAUAAAAGCCUAACCUGUGGCUGGGCUCUCUCUGCAGGAGGGUGAGGAAGCCCAGGCAGUGCCAACCCAACCUGCUCUUGGCUUCCAGGCUGCAUCCCCCUCCCCUACCCCCAUGCCCAUCCCCAAGACCCUAGGAUUGGGAAACCCACUGGGGAGAUGGGCAUGAGGCUAUCCCUACAUGCUGCCUCCCCACUUGGCCUUCUGCCCUUGCUGGGGGCUGGGGGUUGGGGGUGAGUCCCUUGUUGGGUGGGCUUGGGAGUCACUGCCUUCUCCCCGCCCUUCCCUGAGUAUCUCUCAAGUGUUAGCAAGCCAAUGGCUCCCUAAGCAUAAAAGGGUCCAGUCACUGGCAGCACCUUGUGGUUGGGCCUGGGAAUUGCAUCUUGUGAAGAACAGGAUGAUAAAGUGUCAUGGAUGACUAGCUGGAAGGGACCUGGAAGGCCAUCUAGUCCAACCCCUUCAUUUUACAUCUGAGGAAACUAAAGCCCAGGAAAGCACAGUGACUUGUUGGAGGCCACAUACUCCACUUCUGUGCUCUUUUUGCCCGAGGCAAGGGGAACAGUGUACAUUGGAUGAGAGUGCCAUUUAUAGUGGGGAGAUGUAACAAUAAACGGUGGUAGCCCACUCGUAUGUCCAUGUGAAGUACAAGGUGAGGGGGAAGAAAGGAUGCUUCUGUAGAGGGUAAGAGAGGACUUCAGCCAGGAAUUGACCCUUCCUCAAACUAGGUGCUUGCUGCACACUAUUUUGGCCCUUCCCUCUUGUCCUGUGGUGGAAAGAGCUGGGACUUAAAAGACCGGGGUUCUAGGUUCAGCUCUCCCACUGAUUGUGUGACCUUGGGCAAGUAAUUUUCCUGUUCUGGGCUUCCUGUGAAAUGAGAGGGGCUGAACUAUAAAACUCCUGUGGUCUCUUCCAGCUCCAAAAUUUUGCAGUUCCCUCUAGGACCCCUCUAGCUUUCUCACAGCCUAAGAUGCCCUCUCUUGGCCCAGAAUUAUCUUGGAAGAAGGAUUCGGUUUCCAGGCCUGGCCACAGGUUCACAUGAAUGAAUGGGCCCUAAGGUGCCUAGGCAAGAGGCAGAUGGAGUUGGUGGUUUUGUCUGAAGCCUUCUGAGAAACUUGGGGAUGGGGUGGCUGUGCCAGACUUGACCCUGGGAUGCUUUCAGUGCCUUGCACACAGUAGGUGAUUAAUAAAUAUUUGUUGAAUUGAA
Messenger RNA from Trichosurus vulpecula (common brushtail), 3947 nucleotides. It is a transcript of the gene PTP4A3, whose product is annotated as protein tyrosine phosphatase 4A3. Lineage: Eukaryota; Metazoa; Chordata; Mammalia; Diprotodontia; Phalangeridae. The transcript is spliced from 6 exons. Gene Ontology annotation, biological process: endothelial cell migration; protein dephosphorylation. Gene Ontology annotation, molecular function: protein tyrosine phosphatase activity. The coding region runs from base 1369 to 1890 and encodes 173 amino acids. Gene Ontology annotation, cellular component: nucleus. The record is from RefSeq and is a predicted model, not a curated record.